Messenger RNA from Nymphalis io (European peacock), 2289 nucleotides. It is a transcript of the gene Pgd, whose product is annotated as 6-phosphogluconate dehydrogenase, decarboxylating. NCBI's taxonomy places the organism in Eukaryota, Metazoa, Arthropoda, Insecta, Lepidoptera, Nymphalidae. The record is from RefSeq and is a predicted model, not a curated record. The transcript has 12 exons. Gene Ontology annotation, molecular function: NADP binding; phosphogluconate dehydrogenase (decarboxylating) activity. Gene Ontology annotation, biological process: pentose-phosphate shunt, oxidative branch; pentose-phosphate shunt. Bases 150 to 1601 code for a protein of 483 amino acids. Gene Ontology annotation, cellular component: cytosol.
GCCAGUAUAUAACUACUUAAAUCACAGAGUACAUAUUAAUCAUUCGCUUAAACACAACUUGAUGAUUGACAAUUGAAGUGAGUUACAAGUUGUAGUUAGUUCAUCUAGCCGAUUUUGAUUUACAAGAGAUUAAAAUACUCUCUAAAAAAAUGGCACAACCUAAAGCUGAUAUUGCCUUGAUUGGAUUAGCUGUGAUGGGUCAAAAUUUGAUUCUGAAUAUGGACUCUAAAGGAUUCGUAGUUUGCGCCUUUAAUAGAACAGUGGAAAAGGUCGACCAAUUCCUUGCAAAUGAAGCAAAGGGUACAAAAAUCAUUGGUGCAAAAUCUUUGGAAGAUAUGGUAGCAAAACUAAAAAAGCCGAGAAAAGUUAUGUUGUUAGUUAAAGCUGGAUUUGCUGUGGAUGAAUUUGUAAAGAAAUUACUGCCCUUACUGGAGAAAGGAGACAUUAUUAUUGAUGGGGGUAACUCGCAGUACACAGAUACUCAACGCUGGUGUAAAGAAUUAGCAUCAACUGGCAUACAUUACAUUGGCAUGGGGGUUAGUGGUGGUGAGGAUGGCGCUCGCUAUGGACCUUCACUCAUGCCCGGAGGUCACCCGGCAGCUUGGCCGCAUGUGAAACCAAUUUUCCAGGCAAUAAGUGCAAAAGCGAAUGGGGAGCCAUGCUGUGACUGGGUGGGCGAAGAUGGUGCCGGUCACUUUGUUAAGAUGGUACAUAAUGGUAUAGAAUACGGAGACAUGCAGCUCAUAUGUGAAGCUUACCAUCUUAUGAAGGAUGUUCUUGGUAUGGAGCAGGACGAGAUGGCUAAAGUAUUUGAUGAUUGGAAUAAAGGAGAAUUGGAUUCAUUCCUCAUUGAGAUUACUCGUGAUAUUCUGAAAUUCAAGGAUGCAGAUGGAAAAUAUCUACUGCCAAAGAUUCGCGAUUCCGCUGGUCAGAAGGGUACAGGAAAAUGGACAGGAAUCAGUGCUUUGGAGUAUGGAGUGCCGGUGACACUAAUUGGUGAAGCUGUAUUUGCUCGCUGUCUCUCUGCUUUGAAAGAGGAACGAGUUACUGCGAGUAAAAGCUUGCCGGGUUCCACUCUCAAGUUCAGUGGUGACAAGAAACAGUUCCUCGAGCACCUGCGUAUGGCUCUGUUCGCCAGCAAGAUAAUAUCUUACGCGCAAGGCUUCAUGCUCCUCAGAGAGGCUGCUAAGGAUAACAAAUGGAAUUUGAACUAUGGAAGCAUAGCUCUCAUGUGGCGUGGAGGUUGUAUCAUUAGAAGUGUAUUCCUCGGCAAUAUUAAGGAGGCGUACACGAAGAAUCCUCAACUGACUAAUCUGCUGCUAGACCCUUACUUCUGCGAGCGCAUUAGCAGCUGUCAGCCGUCCCUGCGUCAGGUCGUGGCUCAGGCGGCUUUGCUCGGAGUGCCCGUUCCCGCUUUUAGCGCUGCACUCGCUUUCUAUGACGGAUACCGUGCCAAUAUGUUGCCGGCUAAUCUAUUGCAGGCGCAAAGGGACUAUUUUGGCGCUCAUACUUAUGAGCUGUUGACUAAGCCCGGAAACUUCAUUCAUACCAAUUGGACUGGCCAUGGCGGAAAUGUCUCUGCCUCUACUUAUAAUAAGUAAUUUUUGUAUUCCAGAUCUGUAUUUGUCUCAAAAAACUUGUGAUAUAAUAAAAUCAAUGUUAAAAAUCAAAAAUAAUUUAAAAUUUUUUAAAAUUUAUUAACACUGGUUUUUAAACUAAUUUAUAUCUUUUAAAUAUUUAUGUAUGGUUACCACAAUUAACUCGGUGGCCUUUUAUAAUCCUAGAUUUUGGUAAUUAAAAUAGAAACAACGUGUAUUUGUUGUUAUUUUUUAUUUAUAGCACCGUUUUAGCACAAUUAAAUUUAUUAUGUUUUAAAUGAUAUGCAAAUUACAAAAUGUGGUUUACAUUUCACUAAAAAAAUGUACUUUGGCCCUUUUGGCACCAGGCCACCGAAUUAUAUCCAAUAUUGCAUUCCUUGAUAGUUGUUCGAUAAUAUGUAUUUAUAAGAUUUUAUACUUUUCUAAAUAAACUGUAAUUUGAUGACAUCAUUAUUGAUGUUUUAAUUACUUUAUGAAUAGAUGUUUUUUGUAAUGUUGAUGAGUAUAAAAAUGAUGUUUAAUAUUUUUUUUUAAUGUUUACUAUUUAUUUGAUAGUUGCUAUUUGGGUGGAUGGGCUUAGAGAAGUGAUAUUUUGUUUGUUACUUGUAUUUUUAAUAUGAUGGGAACAAUUUUAUAAUUACAAUGUUAAGCAAUACUGUAGAGAAGAAGAAUAAAUGGGUGCUUUUUAAAA